Zingiber officinale is the source of this 858-nucleotide messenger RNA. Its product is annotated as V-type proton ATPase subunit E-like. Gene Ontology annotation, biological process: proton transmembrane transport. The record is from RefSeq and is a predicted model, not a curated record. Gene Ontology annotation, cellular component: proton-transporting two-sector ATPase complex, catalytic domain. Bases 65 to 757 code for a protein of 230 amino acids. Lineage: Eukaryota; Viridiplantae; Streptophyta; Magnoliopsida; Zingiberales; Zingiberaceae. Gene Ontology annotation, molecular function: proton-transporting ATPase activity, rotational mechanism. The transcript has 6 exons.
CUGGUCAAUCGGGGAACAACAAACGAUCAAGUGGUAUUCUAUUCUCUGUUGGAUCUACACGAAAAUGAACGACCCGGAUGUCUCCAAGCAGAUCCAGCAGAUGGUGCGGUUCAUCAGGCAGGAGGCGGAGGAGAAGGCCAACGAGAUCUCUGUCUCCGCCGAGGAGGAAUUCAACAUUCAAAAGUUGCAGCUUCUUGAGGCUGAUAAGAGGAAAAUCAAGCAAGAAUAUGAACGCAAGCAGAAACAAGUUGAGAUUCGUAAGAAAAUCGAGUACUCCGUGCAGCUGAAUGCUUCUCGUAUUAAAGUUCUUCAAGCGCAAGAUGACAUAGUCAACUCCAUGAAAGAAUAUGCUGCAGUAGAGCUCCUGCUUGUGAGCAACACCCGUUUGACUUAUGGAAAACUCCUUAAAGACCUCAUUGUCCAGAGCUUGCUAAGACUCAAAGAACCAGUUGUUCUGUUGCGCUGUCGCAAAGAUGAUAUUGAACUUGUGGAAUCUGUUUUGAACUUGGCAAAGAAAGAAUAUGCAGACAAGGCUAAUGUACCACCUCCUAAUAUAGUCUUAGACAAGAACACUUUCUUGCCACCUUCACCUAGUCAUGAAAAUGCUCAUGGCUCCUAUUGCUCGGGAGGUGUUGUCUUGGCUUCUAGAGAUGGUAAAAUUGUCUGUGAGAAUACACUUGAUGCAAGACUUGAUGUUGUCUUUCGGAAGAAACUCCCGGAGAUUCGGAAGCAUCUGUUCAGCCAAGUUGUUGCCUAAUCAAUUGACUCAUUUUGGUUAUUGUGAAUGCUUAUCAUGCAACGCCAGGCUGAUACUUUUCCAGUGAAUUUGUUUUCAGUUUCUAAGAACUACAGAUAAAC